Molecule: messenger RNA, 669 nt
Organism: Paramecium tetraurelia
Lineage: Eukaryota; Ciliophora; Oligohymenophorea; Peniculida; Parameciidae
Exons: 1
Cellular component (GO): lysosome
Molecular function (GO): cysteine-type endopeptidase activity
Source: RefSeq, a predicted model, not a curated record
AUGUAAAAAACAUUUUUAGUAUCAGGAUUGACACUCCUUUUAAGCACAAUUGGUUACAUCCAAAAUCAAUAACCUGUUGAUACUGUCUAAAGGGCAUUUUAAAGUUUUAAGAUAAGAUAUAUGAAGACUUACAAUAAAGCUGAGGAAGCUUUUAGAAGAGCCAUCUUUGAAUAGAACUUUGCAAAAAUUUUAGCUCACAAUACUGAGAGGAAAUUUACAUACUUAGCUAUUAUCAAUCAAUUCUCAGAUUUGACUUAAGAUGAAUUUGUUGCCAUCUAUUUGACCUAUACUCCACCUGAGGGAUGGUAACCAUCAGAUGAAGAUGUUGUUUAAGAAGGUGUUAAACCAAAUGACUCAGUUGAUUGGAGAUCGCAAGUUCAUGUUAAAAACCAAGCAAGUUGUGGUUCUUGUUGGGCCUUUUCUGCAGUUGGUGCUGUAGAAGCUUUCUUUAAAAUCGUAAAAGGAGAAGAUUACAGUUUAUCUGAAUAAUAAUUAAUUGAUUUUGAUAAGGCUAAAAACAGAGGAUGUAAUGGAGGAUAUCCAGACUUAGCUAUCAAAUAUAUUGCAACUAAUGGAGUCGAUCCUGAAAAUUACUAUCCUUAUAUGGCUAUAGAUUAAGCAUGUGCAGAUGAAACAGGAUCAAUAAAAAAUUCAGGUGUUUAAAGCAUU